This is a messenger RNA of Colletotrichum orchidophilum, 909 nucleotides long. RefSeq names its product haloacid dehalogenase-like hydrolase. NCBI's taxonomy places the organism in Eukaryota, Fungi, Ascomycota, Sordariomycetes, Glomerellales, Glomerellaceae. The coding region runs from base 1 to 909 and encodes 302 amino acids. Gene Ontology annotation, molecular function: phosphatase activity. The transcript has 2 exons. The record is from RefSeq and is a predicted model, not a curated record.
AUGGCUCCCCGCACCGACUUCCCUCCCGUCCGAGCCUGCCUGUUCGACAUGGACGGCCUCCUCCUCGACACCGAAGACCUCUACACCGAGUGCAUCAACACCAUCCUCGCGGAGCACGAGCGUCCUCUCCUUCCCUGGGAUAUCAAGGCCAAGCUCCAGGGCCGCCCCGGUCCCGAUGCCACCCGCAUCUUCCACGAGUGGGCUAAGCUCCCCAUUGGACACGACGAGUACCACCAGAAGCUCUCUGCUAUUCAGCGCAAAAAAUUCCCGAAGACCAAGCCCCUCCCCGGCAUCCCCGAGCUCCUCCAGAACCUGGGCCGCACCCGCUACUACGACCAUAAGCCCACUACUGACGGCAAGACCGCCCAGCGCGUCCACAUUGCCCUGGCCACCUCCUCCCACGAGGCCAACUUCAGGCUCAAGUCGGACCACCUGACUGAGCUCUUCUCCGUCUUUCCUUCCCAGCGCCGUGUCCUGGGUGAUGACACUCGCAUUGCCCCCGGCCGCGGCAAGCCCAACCCAGACAUCUUCCUCCUGGCUCUCAAGACCAUCAACGAGUCUCUCUCCGAGGGCGAGAAGCCCAUCACCCCCGAGGAGUGCCUCGUCUUCGAGGAUUCUGUCCCGGGUGUCGAGGCCGGUCGCCGCGCUGGCAUGCGCGUUAUCUGGUGCCCCCACAAGGGGCUCCUCCAGGAGUACUCCGACCGCCAAAAGCAGGUUCUUGCUGGCCGCACCGGCGAGGCUGGCGAGGUCGACAUGCACCAGGUCGGCGAGCUUGACGACGGCUGGGCCGAGUACCUCCCCACCCUCGAGGACUUCCCCUACGGCAAGUUCGGCAUGACCAUCCCUCCCGUCGAGGUCGACAACGAGCCCUUCGUGAAGGAGGACGUCAAUGGCAAUGUCGUCGCCUAA